Messenger RNA from Cygnus atratus (black swan), 3131 nucleotides. RefSeq lists its product as uncharacterized. Bases 1276 to 3117 code for a protein of 613 amino acids. NCBI's taxonomy places the organism in Eukaryota, Metazoa, Chordata, Aves, Anseriformes, Anatidae. The record is from RefSeq and is a predicted model, not a curated record. The transcript has a single exon.
UACAGUAAUGUAGGAGUAUCAAAUUACAACAUUCAGAUAAGCAAAACCAUAUCAUCCAUACGUUUUACCAGUUCUUCCAGUUGGAAGGAUCCAGUUGGAAGGCUUACUAAUUUCUGCUGGAGAUGCAGUUACAUACAGUACAUUUUAAUACUGCAGUAUUUUAGGGCUCGAUCUUUGGGAUAUAUGCCGACAUUAAGCUGAGUAUGUAUUCUGGUCCACUUACAAUAUAUAAAGGAGCCCAUUAAACAGGGAGAUGCAGUGUCCUCUCAAAUUUCUUAAUUAUUUUUGACAUGUUUAGAUUUUUUUCCUUCUACCUUUCUACUGUAUUGAUUCCUUAGGGUCAAAUAGAAUUUUAUUCAUGUUUAGUGUUGAAUCUUAUUAACAAGCGUAGGUUACUGAAAUUAAACUGACAGAUUAGUCAGAAUACAUUCUUGCUGCAGAAAUACCAUUCCAAAUAAUUGAGAAAAAAAAAUGAAAAAUUUCACUUUCUUCAUAAAUCUGUUUCUCUCGGAAAGUAAUUCAGUUUCUUAAGGGCUAUAGUGUUUUAAUAUAAUCUAUACACUUCAAAUCUCUAAAAUAAAGCCCUGUUAUAGUCUUAUGAUUAAUUGUGCCCAUAUUAAAUUUGGUCCUGUGUAACUUACAUAAAAUUGGAAAACAUUCAGAAGUAUAAAUUUUAAUGUUGUUACAGAAAAAAAAACACACAGAGUUCUUAAACGAAUUUUACGUAAUUCUGGUGCUGACUUUGUUUUUAUUGCCUUUCUGGCUUUUGAAUACCUUUUGAACAAACCACUAAUGCUAAGAGAAUGCAUCUUUGCACUAAUGUACAUCAUUAAAGUGGUGGAGUGUGCAAAUGGAAAUAGAUAAGCUUCUUGAUACGUAGCCACUGAAACUGAGUAUUUAGUCUAACUAACAAUACUAACUUUAUAAUGGAUAAAAAGUGAAACAAAGAACAAGAAUUGAAAUGGGGACCAAGAAUCCUGUGAAUGCUGAUAGGCUUCAUGUUCCUCAAGAACAAAUGGAAUCUAUUAAAUGCUUCUGAGUCUCCAUCUGCUCUGAAUCCCCAGGACUGCUUUUUUUCUUUUGGAAAUCAAAUACUCUCUAUCCAAACCCUGAUCUGCUCCUGAAUUCUUCUAAAUUUCUGAUAGCUUCUUCGAAGAUAACCUAAAUAGGUUUCAAAAGAGGAAUAAUAGUAUGUUUUCCUCAGAUCAGACCUCUGAAAUCUGUGGUUGUUCCAAGAUUUUCUUUCAUGACAGUCUUUCUUCUUAACUCUCAGUAAUGGCGUUAAGAAUGCACAGAAUAAAGAAAAAUAAGAUCCUUUCCAUGAUAUCUCUGUUUAAUCCAUGUUACUGUCAUGCUCAGAGCUUACCAGAUGACAGUGAACUCCAGCAACCUGUGAAGUCAACUGAAGUCUUUGAACGGUUGGUGUGUAAUGAAGCAGUUGAAUUCAGAGAGGAAAAUGCACCUAAUGAAAGCAUGAUGGAUGUGGAAUAUAUGCAAAAAGAUAACUCUUUGGAUAAAGCUAAGCAAACAGAAAAUACACUGGAAAUUCACAGAAGAAAAUUACACAGAGAUGAUAAAAUCAAAGUUGAUAGAACAUUAAAAAAAGUUGUAAAUCUCAAUGAUCAAGAAAGUAGCAUUAGUGGCAACAGAGAAAAUAAGCUACAUACGGAGCAAGAUAAUGUAAUGGGGUUUGGUAAUCAAAGUAAAGAAAACAAAAAUGAUAGAAAAGAUUCCUUUGUUUCAGCUGAGAUCUCUGUGAGUGCGAAUAAUUAUCCUGGUGAAAGGUUAAGUCAGCAAAUCGUUAAUGGAGAGAGACAGAAAAUAGAGGGAGUGUCAAAAAAAUUAUCUGAAGUGGAAAUAAUACGUGAAAAUAAAGAAAAAGGUUGUUCAAGAAAGGCAGGGAGCAAUGUUCCAGCAAAGGAAGGAUAUGAGAUGCAAUCAGAAACUAAUUUUGAGCUAACAAUGAAGAAAGAUGAAGUUAUUACAAAAACUGGAGAGCAUGCCCAGAGCAUCAGCCCUCACAAAGAGCAACAUUUUUCAGCAGAAACAUUUUUUGAAUGUCAGAGUAAAGAACAUUGCUUUACAGAAAGCAGUAGCAGCAAUACCGUAAGUUCUGAAGACAAAGAGUUUCAAGUGUGUGGUGAAGAUGGUGACUCUUUAUCAGGUCUAAGGAAUGCUGUACCUUUAGAGAAAGUUGCAUCUACUUUCAGAGAACUGGGAGUGCACAACAGAAGUGAAAAAAUGAAGUUAAGUCUGCAGUCUGUGGGUAAUCCAGGCAUUUCUGGUAGUAUUGAAAGGGACGCAAACAAACUGCACAGAACAUCUCUGGGUAAAAGUUACUUCAUAAAACAAAGUGAAACCCUAGAAAAAUCAACUCUAAAUCGAAAUGAAGCCAGGAGUACAACACAAGAAAUUUUGGCUUUUUCAUCAGGAAAUAUUUCAGAGAAUCAGCAUGCAACAAAAGUCUCUCAAUCUAAUCAACCAGUGGAGAGUGAUCCAAGUUUCAGUACAGAAUUGCUGAGAAAGGCAGGUGAUUUAAAUUCCCUCUCAGAAAUUAUUUCUGGAGGAGAUAAUCAUUUUCCAUUUUCAGAACAUGGAUUAGCAAAAAAGAUUUUGAGUCACGAGGGGGAAGUAAGUGAGAAGAAAAUAUCGCAGGGUAAAAAUUAUGGUUUGGACAACAUAAAUAUAAGCAGGAAGAAACUGAGUGGAGAGGACAAGUUAGAACAGGAUCAGAAAUGUAAAGAUUUAUUGCUAGUAGCAGAAAUGGACAGCAAGGAUAAAGGUCAUAACACAAAGGUACCUGGAAAAACCACUGGACUACAGAAAACAUUCUGUGAAAACACAGGAAACAAAAACUCACUUGACAGGAGAAGGGAGACAAAGACAAAAGACAGUGGUAAUGAAGAUAAAAGGAGCACAACUAUAACUGAGGUACCAGAGUUUUUAUGCAAUGCAAACAGAAAAGUUAAAUUAAGAAUGAUUCUAAACCAAUCCAAAUCAACGUUUGAAUCUGAAAAUAUGUCAAGGUCAAGUGAUUUAAAGUUGAUUCAAUAUAAUUUAAACAAUGCAUAUACUAAUGAUAUACUAAUUACUGUGCAUUUUGAUUUUUUAUUUUGAUUUUUUGUUUUUCA